UUAGGCUAUAACCCUUAUUAGAGGUAGGCUGGCCGAAUGCCGAUGGUCACCCCUAGAUUUAAGGGUGGGGGGAGAGAGCCUGAAGAUUUGCGGCUCCACUGGAGUUGGAGGGAUGGAGAUGUCAGAUGCCUCAACACAAAUUCAACUAUGGGUCAUUUGGCGGAAAUAAUUUCAAAAUUUUGCAUUUUGUUUCGUUUUAUUUUGCUUUCAUGUUUUUUUUUUUUUUCUUCGAGCCCCAACACUUUCCUCUCCCCUUUCUCUCACUCCUCCACCCUCUACUCCCCCGCCGGUCACCAUCAAUUUCCACAACCGGCGAUCCCUCCCUCACCCUCUCGGUAGUCCCUGUUCUAUUCGUCUUCUCUCGCCACGAACGCGCCGCUGCAAAUCUGGCCACCUCCCACGCCCGGCGACAACACCACAAAACCAGGUAUUCUCCCGGUCUGCAUCAAUUGCACCAACUGAUCCGAGUCUGAAUUGUAGGCUUAAGUGGUUCUAUUCAAUCAUCGAGUUUUCCUAUCAUGGCCAAUGAUUUGGAAUUCCAAUCCCAUUGAGAAAAAGCUCUUCCUUCAACUCCCCUUGUUGAUGGCUUGAAAUUGAAACUGCAAGCUUUGGAAUGCAGAUUAAGAAAGAAGCGGUUUCAUAAAUGGGCGCAUCAUGACUUCUUCUCAUUGGUGUAAAGAGAGCCUCUAUCAAAUUAUAUUAUCAAAGUUUGUUUUCAUAAUAAUUUUUUAAUGGCAAGAGGAAGGCCUAGGAAAAAUGCCAAAAGAAAAUCUGUGUCCCUUGGUAACAACUUAGGUGGUACCUAUGAAGAGCUACAAGUCAAAAAGCAAUGUGAUACAUCAAAUGACAAUGAAGUUGAACGGAGAAUUACAGCUAUCAGGGCUAUUCGCGAUGUGGAGAUUGAACAUCUGGUAACUGGGUUGCGGUUGCUUCGCUCAAAUUUUAACAAGGAACAGCAGCAAACCCCUGUGCUACAGUUUUUCAAGGAAACUUUGCCCAAUCUAUCAGUAGUAAGAAAUGAAAAGUAUGGGCAAUUUGAACUGAAAUGGAAAGAUAAAGAUGGUCAUUUAUCCAUUAGUCAUGCUGAUGAUAGUAAUAUACAUGCAUCACUUUUACAUCAGAUGGCCAUAGCAUACCCUGCUUGCACCAGUGCAAUGCCAGCACUUGGUGGUUUUGAAUUUUCAAGUAAAUCAGUGAAAACAAAUCUUGUAGGUGCUGCAAACCUGAAGAUCCCUGAUUUGGUUUUGGAGGAACCAUCAGAAACUCAGAUGCUUGGCUUGCAAGAUGCUUUCCAAACUCCUGGAGUUGGCACCCAGAGGCUAUCUGUUGGAAUGACACCCAAAACUCGAAGAUUACCAAAGAAUGGUGAAAUGCUUCUUUCUAUCCAUGGUUCACCCCUUGGAGUCUACAAGGAAGAUAACAUGGAAGCGAUACAUGAAUCAGAAGAAGGUUGACUACUUUCGAGUUUCAACUACUUGGGUAUGAACCAUGGAUCUUGAGAUUUUACAUAGUUUAUCAUCAUGAAGGUGAUCAUGAAGAUUCUCACACCAUUGUGCCAACAGUGAUGAUAUGUUACCCAAUAAGCUGCAAGUCUGCUCGCAUGAAUAACUUUUAGUUAUUUUAAAGCUUGGUUAGGAACAUCAUUUUCUAAGUACGUGUAAAGUCAUCAGUUAAAGACUUGUGAGUGGAUGAUAAGGCGGUCGGUCUGGAUUUUUAUAUAUAAAAAAAAAUAUCCAGAUCACCUUAUGGAUUUUUAUAUCAAAAUUACUGUACUCUAAUGAACGCAGAGAUGAUGCAGAUACGAAUUCUGUGGUCGCCAGAGUUGCAGAUAAUAAGUAUUGUACUCCGGCCCCAUCCCUGAAAGCGACAGAGGCAACUAAUUUCAGACUUGUUUCUGUAGGAAGAGGAAACUCACUGUACUGUGGUCGCCAGAUUGGAGAAUGGGGUGGGGUUUGUAGUUCAGAGAAGGGGAGAAGAGAAACUCUCGUUUGAGUGGAGCAAAUGGGAGGGUAUGGUGACUGUAAAAUCACGAUCUAUGAUGCACUGCUGUGACUGCAACUUACAUCACUUCAUCCGAUUCAAGAUGGGGUCGUGUUAAUACAUGAAGGACCGUGAUUCACGGUUUUACCCAUGGUCUACUCCAAAGAGAGUAGUUUGAUUUUUGAGCAAAUGUUGGGGUUAGCUGGAAGCCUGGAACCUAAAUAAACAUUAAAUUAGUUUUGAGGUUUUGAAACAAAUCCGCCCAUUGUCAUUGGUGCUAUUUAUUAGCUUUGAAAUUGAUGGUUUUUUACAA
Nelumbo nucifera (sacred lotus) is the source of this 2293-nucleotide messenger RNA. RefSeq lists its product as uncharacterized. The record is from RefSeq and is a predicted model, not a curated record. Lineage: Eukaryota; Viridiplantae; Streptophyta; Magnoliopsida; Proteales; Nelumbonaceae.